This is a messenger RNA of Urocitellus parryii (Arctic ground squirrel), 624 nucleotides long. RefSeq names its product V-set and transmembrane domain containing 5 (gene Vstm5). Gene Ontology annotation, cellular component: axon; plasma membrane; dendrite. Gene Ontology annotation, biological process: positive regulation of excitatory synapse assembly; filopodium assembly. The record is from RefSeq and is a predicted model, not a curated record. Lineage: Eukaryota; Metazoa; Chordata; Mammalia; Rodentia; Sciuridae.
AUGAGGCCUCUGCGGUGCGGGUGGAGGAAGACCCGAAGCAUCUCCCUGGGACUCUUUGCCCUCUGCCUGGUCGCAGCCCACUGUCUGCAGAGUCAGGGUGUGUCACUGUACAUUCCCCAGUCCAUCAUCAAUGCCACUGUYGAAGAAGACAUCCUGCUCUCCGUUGAAUAUUCCUGCCAUGGGGUGCCCACCAUCGAAUGGAAGUACAGGUCCAACUGGGGUGUGCAGAAAAUCGUGGAGUGGAAACCAGGGACUCAGGCCAAUAUCUCCCAAAGCCAUAGGGACAGAGUUUGCACCUUUGACAAUGGCUCCAUCCAACUUUUCAGUGUGGGAGUGCGGGAUUCAGGCUCUUACAUCAUCACCGUGACAGAGCGCCUGGGGAGCAGCCAGUUUGGCACCAUUGUCCUGCAUGUGUCUGAGAUCCUCUACGAAGACCUCCAUUUUGUUGCUGUCUUCCUUGCUUUACUCGCUGCUGUGGCCGCAGUGUUAAUCAGCCUCAUGUGGGUCUGUAAUAAGUGUUCAUAUAAAUUCCAGAGGAAGAGAAGACACAAACUCAAAGAAAGCACAACUGAGGAGAUUGAGCUACAAGAUGUUGAAUGCUAGUCAAGGCUGGGCCCAGUUACA